UUUCUCCUCUGCUCCUCAUCCCUCCAUCCUCAGCCUGCCUCUCCUCCUCCUCCUCUUUGGGGAAAAGAAAAAAGACACUUUGCUCGCGCUCGAUUCGCCGUCCGGACCCAGCUCUGUUCUCCCCUCAUUUUCUCGUCCUCUGAGGAUUUUAUUUCUCUUUUUUCCUCCUCCUCCUUCCUUUCUUUCAUCAUGACGACGAACAACCACAAUUUUUAAAAUAUCCCUAAAAAAAAGAGAAACUCUGAAAAAGAUUUUUUUUCUGUUCUGAGUGAAAAGUUGAAUUAAACCUGAAAAACAGACACAAACUUCUGCAGAAGAAUAAAACUCCUGCUUCACUUCUUUCUUCUUUUUCUUCUUCCCUCAUUCCUUCAUCCUCUUCCUGUUUCCUUUCCGUCUCCGUGGUUUUGGACUCGAUGUUUUCGAUGUUUGUGAAGAACUCAUCGUCCGUCCUGCAGAGCUGAGCUUUUUUCUCUCUGCUGGACUUUUGUUCUUCUUCUUUUUCUCUUGUUGUUUUGUUUUUGUGGUUGUCCGGCGGCGGCAGUCGGAGCGUUAGGGCCCCGGAGAUGUUCGGGAUCCAGGACAACCUGCCCCGUGGGGCCACGGCCAGCAUGAAGGAGGAGCCGCUGGCAGUUCGCUCCUGGAUGCACUCGGCCGGCGUGGUGGAUGCCAACACGGCCGCUCAGAGCGGGGUGGGGUUAGCUCGCGCUCACUUUGAGAAACAGCCUCCGUCCAACCUGAGGAAAUCCAACUUCUUCCACUUCGUGUUGGCGCUGUACGACCGGCAGGGUCAGCCUGUGGAGAUUGAACGCACUGCCUACGUCGACUUUGUGGAGAAAGAGAAGGAGCCGACGGGAGAGAAAACCAACAAUGGGAUUCAUUACAAACUUCAACUGCUCUACAGCAAUGGAGUGAGGACGGAGCAGGACCUGUACGUCCGACUAAUUGACUCAAUGACCAAACAGGCGAUCAUCUAUGAAGGUCAGGAUAAGAACCCAGAGAUGUGCCGAGUCCUGCUCACACAUGAGAUCAUGUGCAGUCGCUGCUGUGAUAAGAAGAGCUGUGGAAACAGAAACGAGACGCCAUCAGACCCCGUCAUCAUUGACAGGUUCUUCUUGAAGUUCUUCCUGAAGUGUAACCAGAACUGUCUGAAAAAUGCUGGAAAUCCACGAGACAUGAGGAGGUUUCAGGUUGUGGUGUCUACGACAGUGAACGUGGACGGACAUGUUCUUGCCGUGUCCGACAACAUGUUUGUACACAACAACUCCAAACAUGGCCGCCGAGCCCGGAGACUGGACCCAUCAGAAGGUACAGUCACAGGGUUUCAGGAGGCCGCCACUCCCUGUAUUAAAGCCAUCAGUCCCAGUGAGGGCUGGACGACGGGUGGAGCCACCGUCAUCCUGAUCGGAGACAACUUCUUUGACGGCCUUCAGGUUGUGUUUGGCACCAUGCUGGUCUGGAGCGAGCUGAUCACCCCUCACGCUAUCCGGGUCCAGACUCCGCCCCGUCACAUUCCCGGGGUCGUCGAGGUCACGCUGUCCUACAAGUCCAAACAGUUCUGUAAAGGAGCGCCGGGACGCUUCGUCUACACAGCAUUAAAUGAACCCACCAUAGACUACGGUUUCCAGAGGUUACAGAAGGUCAUUCCUCGUCACCCCGGAGACCCAGAGAGACUGCCCAAGGAGGUGUUGUUGAAGAGAGCAGCUGACCUGGUGGAGGCGCUGUACGGGAUGCCUCACAACAACCAGGAGAUCAUCCUGAAGCGAGCGGCCGACAUCGCAGAGGCUCUCUACAGCGUCCCCAGGAACCACAACCAGAUCCCGUCGCUAGGCAACACCGCCUCCCACAGCAUGAUGGGAGUUAAUUCCUUCAGCGGACAGCUGGCCGUCAACGUCUCCGAGACGACGCAAGGUAUGAACACCAGGAUAGUCGGCUACAGUCGUAACACCAGCAGCGUGUCGCCGCGGGGAUACGUCCCCAGCUCCACCCCCCAGCAGAGUAACUACGGCAACACUGUCAGCAACAGCAUGAAUGGCUACGGCAACACCAGCAUGCCAAACCUCGGCGUGGCAACAUCACCGGGUUUCCUCAACGGGUCGUCUGCCAACUCUCCCUACGGCAUCGUCCCGUCCAGUCCGACCAUGGCUGUGUCGAACUGUAACUCCUCUCAUGGAGUUUUCUCCUUCUCUGCCGCCGUCAAACAGAAGAGCGCCUUCGCUCCUGUCGUCCGGCCGCCGGCUUCACCUCCUCCUCCACCUAACUGCUCCGCCAACAAUGCCAACGGGCUGCAAGCCAUGUCCGGUCUCGUCGUGCCCCCCAUGUAAGAAACCUUCCUCCUCCUCGCUCCUCAUCUCUCUCCUCCCCCUUGGCCACAAGCACCAAUCACCUCAGAGGAGGAGGGACCUCAGGCAGCAGCUAACCAAUCAGUAUUGAUCCUGUCGUCUGUGACUGGAUGGAGAAAACCUACGGGACUUUUUGUACAGACGUUUUUCUCCAGGUGCUUUCAGCUCUCUAAUUAUAACGUUAUUCUCUGUGUUUGGGGGGUGUGGUCUGUUGGUGUAAAAACUGAUGUCACACCUGUGCUGUGACAUCAUUUCCUCUACGUUGUGUUGUAGUUCCGAUUGAAGAAAAACAAGGAACAGGUCGUAAACUUUAAAGGCCCCAGAUUACAGAAAAUCUAUCAUUGUGUUUUACACUUGGUUGCCAUGGUUACCACCGCACUGAGGAGCAGGUGGUCUUCCUGUUAGUUGAUCAAUACCUCAGCAAACACCUGUCCACCUGAAUCCAGGUGAGGAAAGACAAACAGGAAGUGGAACAAGGACACUGGAUUAAAAGCUGGUUAGGAAGUCCUUGUUAGGGAACAAGGAAGCAGGAGGCAUCAGGUUAGGGAGCAAGGAAGGAGGAGGUGCUAAGUGUUGACACGUGGACUUGGUCCUGAUUGGCUCCCCUUAGUCACUCCAAAGAAUCAGAUUUUUGACUGGAUUUGAACUCUGAAACCUCCAGAUGAUUUACCUGUGCUCCUGUUGGCCAAUCAGAAUCUACCACUGCGAGGCGUUGGACUUAGUUUGAAGGUGUUUUUACCUGAUGAUGACACCUGAAUCAUUUGGGGCCUUUAAUCAUGUGAGCUGUUCUUCAGCACAAAGACUUGUGGGAAAUGUCCUCUCUGUCGUGAAGAGGAAGAGAAAAAAAAGAAUGAAUUGUCUUUCUCCCCUUCCUGGCCCCGCCCCUUCUUCCUGUAGGACCGCGCCCACCUGUCUGUAUUUUUGAUGUUUCUUUUAUUGCUCGCACUGUAAACACAAAUCCUGCAUAGGCUACUGUGACUGUCUGUCUUCUUGUUCUGAGUCGUCUUUUUAAUCAUAGCCCCUCCCACUACUCCCUAAGCCCCACCCCAAGCACUUAAACCCCGCCCCUUCCUCCCUCAAUGUUUUCUCUGUGGGUUUUGUGAUUUUUGCCAAAGUUGUAGCUGAAUAUUUAUACGUCACUGUGCUUGAUCACGCCCCCCCCCCCCACUGAGCUCACCGGGGAAAACUCUUUUUGUAACAUACAGAUUAUAAAUAAUGUAUUUAUAUCUGACAUGGUUUUUGUAUAAAUGGAUGUGAGUCAUAUCGUCUUCAUGGGUUUAGAUGUGUGUUUGUGACGCUGAAAAUAAAAAAAAACAUUGUUUUGUAUCAACAGAGAACUGAACGUUGACGUCGUCACACAUUUAUAGCACUGUCAAUCAAAGCUGAUUCAUCCAAUCAGCUCCACUCGUUUUGGGUUUUUGUUGUUUUUAAUGUAAAUCUUGUUUUAAUGAAUGUUUGGCUGUAAUGAAAUGAUUUCCUCACAAUGAAUAAAGUCAGGACGCUCUGACACAG
Lates calcarifer (barramundi perch) is the source of this 3851-nucleotide messenger RNA. It is a transcript of the gene ebf3a, whose product is annotated as EBF transcription factor 3a. Gene Ontology annotation, molecular function: DNA-binding transcription factor activity, RNA polymerase II-specific; RNA polymerase II cis-regulatory region sequence-specific DNA binding. Gene Ontology annotation, biological process: regulation of transcription by RNA polymerase II. Bases 564 to 2321 code for a protein of 585 amino acids. NCBI's taxonomy places the organism in Eukaryota, Metazoa, Chordata, Actinopteri, Centropomidae. The transcript is spliced from 17 exons. The record is from RefSeq and is a predicted model, not a curated record.